Messenger RNA from Papilio xuthus (Asian swallowtail), 1580 nucleotides. RefSeq lists its product as uncharacterized. Gene Ontology annotation, cellular component: U12-type spliceosomal complex. The transcript has 5 exons. NCBI's taxonomy places the organism in Eukaryota, Metazoa, Arthropoda, Insecta, Lepidoptera, Papilionidae. The record is from RefSeq and is a predicted model, not a curated record. Bases 431 to 1483 code for a protein of 350 amino acids.
ACGCCGCACGAGUAGAAGGAUCGGUAAUUGGUUUUUACAAUAAUGGCAGAUCCCAGAAUUAGACAAAUCAAGAUUAAAACUGGCGUCGUUAAGCGUAUAGCCAGAGAAAAAAGUUUGUAUGAAAAGGAGGCUGAAGAACAAAAGGAUAAGGUACAAAAAUUUAAGGACGAAGGCCAAGACGAACACGACAUUAGGAAGCAAGAGGAGGUGCUUCAGGAGUCGCUGAUGAUGGUUCCUGAUUGCCAAAGAAGGUUAUUAAAGGCGCACGCAGAUUUGAAGUCAAUACUGGAGAGUGAGCAAGACUUAAAAGAGAACGAAGAUUACAUUGCUGCAGAGCAAGUGCUGAAAGAGGCUGAGAGUCAUCUGCCCGAAUCAGCAUAACAUUUCACAACAUCCCUUAUUUCUAUUAUAUAUUAAUCACUUAUAAAUCAUGUCUAAUCCUAAUUUUUAUAAUGAUUUUCAAAGUAGUUUUACAUUCCACGGCAAUAAUGCUGCCCCUCCACCUUUCUUCUCGGUCCCACCUCCACCCCGUCCUAUGCACCCACCUCCAUUUGCCCCACCAACUGACCAGGACUUUAUCAAGUCCUUUGAACGGUAUAUAGGAAAGUGUGAUGUUGAAAAUCCCAAAACUGACUCUAUAUCUGUUGUACGUGAAAAAAUAUCUAAUUUAGUACACACUCUUGAUGAAUUAAAAGAAAAAGAGAGGAUAUUACAAGAGAAUGUUGAUAAUUUUACGGAUGGAGAAUGGGAUUUUCAUAUGAAAGACAUAGAAAAUAAGAAAGCAAACACAAGAAGAAUGUUACAUGUUAUCAAUGACCUGUAUAUUGAUAAUGCUAGGAAGCUUCUCGCGAAACGAGCAUCAAAGAGAUUACGAAUGAAGAGAAUGAAAUUGGAAAGGAGUCGGGAAAAGAAAGAGAGAAUGCAACAAUUGGAAGAAACAUCUAGAAAAAUAGAUGAGAAUUUGAAGAAAAUUCAAGAUGACAUUGAAAAAUCUAAACAGGAAGCUGAAGCGAAGUUACACGCGGAUAUUGUCUUGAAAGAAGUGAUGCGUAAGAAGACUGAUGCAAAGAAAUGUCUAGUGAAACUGGAUGCUUUGUUGCGCCUGCGCCGCGCCAGACUCAACACGGCUAAGGGCAGGGGAGAGACUGUGGCAGAACAUGAGACGGUGGCAUUUGAGAAUAAUAUUGAGAAAUUAAAGCAACUCUGGUCGAAAAAAUUGGAAAUUUAUGAUAAGGAAGAGAAUGAUUUGCGCGCAACGCUGAAAGACAGCUCCGAUGUCAAGUCAAAUGUUAUUGAAACAGAUGAGGUGUUAGAGAAUUUGAAACAAUGGAGAGAAAUCCUUUUCGGUGACCGUCUGCCGCAAGUUAACUUUAAAGGAGAUGCUAAUAAAUUUGUUUCUAUAAGGUGCGAGUGGGACAAGUAUGUAUGUACAACUGGGUCUGCAUUGCCGUUGGGCUGGGUGGUGCCCAACCUGCAGCCUUGAGUGGAAAGCUACGAGGCUACUUUAAUUUGCUGCCGUGUACGCAAUGGCUUUAAUGCUUGCAUUUAUAAAAGUUUUUUAAUAAAGUAUUUUUUAUGUA